Molecule: messenger RNA, 4137 nt
Organism: Moesziomyces antarcticus
Lineage: Eukaryota; Fungi; Basidiomycota; Ustilaginomycetes; Ustilaginales; Ustilaginaceae
Product: transporter
Exons: 1
Coding region: 1-4137 (1378 amino acids)
Biological process (GO): intracellular protein transport; vesicle fusion with Golgi apparatus; endoplasmic reticulum to Golgi vesicle-mediated transport
Cellular component (GO): Golgi stack; endoplasmic reticulum; ER to Golgi transport vesicle membrane
Source: RefSeq, a predicted model, not a curated record
AUGCUGCACGGCUUCAACAUCCUGCGGCAGCAGUACUCCAACCUCGCCAAACCCGGCGGAGGCAACCAGUCCGCCAUCUCCACCGUCCAGACGCUCGCAGACCGUCUCGCAAAGGCAGAUGAGAACGGCAUCGACAUCGAGGACAGGAGAGCUGCCGUCCUCGCACUCAAGGGUCUCAGCCGUGAUCACAACAGGGCCGUCGGCGAGCAUGCUCUCCCUGCCCUGCUCACCUCGCUCCAGCGCGACGCCAAGGAUGAAGACACCGCGAGAGCGCUCAUCGAGUGCUGCAUCACUCUCUGCGAGGUUCAAUCAGCAGACAGUGCCGCAUCCAAUCCCAACCACAACCAGCAGACUCCAAAGCGAAAGCUCCACGAACAGGGGCCGCCCCCAGGGCUUCUGCACACCGACGUCUUCCUCGAACAGCCAGGUCCGCUACACUGUCUCUUGCCCCUCCUUGCGCCCGAUCGCGCCUUCUACACCCGCUUCGCUUCGCUCCAACUCCUCGGCUCGCUCCUCCGUAACCGUCCGCACAGGGUGCAGGACCACGUGCUCGUCGCUCCCGGCGGAUGCGGCGCCAUCCUCGAGUGUCUCGCAGAGGGCGCAGGCUCGUCCGCAGAGAUCGUUCGCAACGAAGCGCUGCUGCUCCUCCCGCACCUCGUCCAUGGCAACGCCGACAUCCAGAAGCUCGUCGCCUUCGAGGGCGCCUUCGAGAAGCUCCUCGACGUCUGCGCUGCCGAAGGCAGGGUCGAGGGCGGCGUCAUCGUCCAGGACGCUCUCGAAGGCCUCGAGGCUCUCCUCAGGUACAACGUCUCGAAUCAGAACUACUUCCGCGAGACGCUCUCCAUCCCCAUGCUCGCACCGCUCCUCUUCUAUCCCCCCGGCCCGCCGAACAACGAGUUUGCAUCCAAGCACGCAGAGCAAGAGUACGCGCGCCAGCUCGAGGCGUUCUGCUUCCAGGACUGGGAUCAGCAGAAGGUGACAAACGCAAAGAUCGUGCUCGACAUCGCCGCGCUCCUCAUCGGCGGCCAGGGAGAUGGACGACGCGCCAACCAGGGCGCGCUCCUCCAGUGCGGCAUGACAAAGUGUCUGCUCGAUCUGGCGCUCGCUUCCACAGCACCGGCCAGCCUCAAGGCACAGGCGCUCCAUGUCGCCGCCUCGCUCAUGCAGGCCUCGCGUCCCAACCAGGACCUUCUCUCCACUCUGCUCGUCCAGCCCGUCACCCUCGUGUCCGCCCCUAUUCCGGAUGCGCUCGAGCGCCAGUCCGGUGAGCACGAGCACGCCGCUCAGCCGCCUGUCCCCGAGGUGUCGUUCAGCCGUUCCGAACCCAAGCCUGCGGUGGUGUGCCUCGUCGACACUGCCAUCGGCACUUCGGGCGCCAAGGGCGCGCUCGGAUUCAGAGCGGCUGCCAUCGCCUGCUUCCGCGCCUACGUCGCCGACAACAUGGACGCACGCCUCGCCAUCAUCAAUGGCAUGGCGCCCGACGCUGACGACAAGCACGACGGUGCGGCAGCCUCGGCUGCCCCCGCAGGCAAGGUGCUGCUCGAAGCCAUCCUGCAGAACCCUUCCACGCAUGCGAGCUCGGCGAACGCGGAUGCGUACAAGCACCUUGUGGCCGCCAUGCUCUUCUCCUACCUCCUCCGCUCCAGCGAGACCGCCAAGAAGGCGGCUCGUGCAAUCGCCGUCAACCCGGACGGUAGCAUCGUCAGGAACGCGCGUGCCGACCAAGACGCUGCGGCAGACGACGACGAUGACGACGACGACGCGCCGUCUUCGCUCAUUCAGGUCGUCGUCGGCAACCUUACGCUCUCCGAACGCGAGCUCGCCGACGCCGUCAGGAAGGAGCGCGCCUCGGCUAUGGGCGCAACCGUCUCCUCGGCUUCCUACUCGGCGGCCGACUGGACGCGCAUUAUGAUCGGCUACCUCGUGCUGCUCUCCGUGUGGCUCUUCGAGUCGCCGCUCAGCGUGCGCGACUUCCUAUCCGAGUCCGCCACGCUGCAAGCUGUGAUCCAGCCCGUGGCGCAGUCCUCGGGCGUCGAUCCGCUCAUCCAAGGCCUUGCCGCAUUCCUGCUUGGCGUCGCAUACGAGUUCGACACCGACCCCGGAAAGGCUGCUGUCACGAGGGAGACUAUGCAUCCGAUUCUGCACUCGAGGAUCGGCGCCGACCAGUUCGCUGUGCGCAUCGGCCGCGUCGCAGACGACGUGCGCUUCAGGGAAGUCACGCCCGACGUGCUCGAGAAGCUCAUCGUCGUCGAAGAGCAGGCUGAAGCCGACGAGCUGCGCGCAAAGCAGCAGGCUGAAGCACGCGCGGCCGCGGCUGCUGCUGCCGCUGCAGCUGCCGCAGCCAAAGCGUCAGACCCUUCUGCGGCAAGCGCUGAGCCAGCCAAGCCGGAAGACAAGGAAAAGGCGGACGAGGAAGCGCAGGACAAGGAUCUCGAAGUUAACGGGCUCGGUCAUCUGUCCAAGCGCCGCCGUGCCGGGCUGUGGUUCGACUGGUCCUUUGUCGAGUUCUGGCGCGCCAAUUCGACGCUGAUCUCCAAGACGAUCACGGUGGACCCGGCGUCGUCGUCGGCAGCGCAGGCUGCGGUGCCUGCUGAACUGCUUGACGCACAGCGCCAGGCAGAGGCACUGCGCGAUACAGUCGCCAAGCAGGCGCGCGAGAUCGAGGUACUGGAAAAGCGCAUCGAAGAGCUUUCCGCGCAGCACGCCAAGGAGAUCGAGGCUCUUCGCAGCCAGCUUGAGACGGCCGAGACGACGGUUUCCUCGCACGCGCCGCAGCUGCAGGCGGCACAGACCGAGCUGGAGCAGCUCAAGUCCGCGCAAGCUGCAGCGCUGGCCGACAUCCAAACGCGUCACGACGCCGUUGCCGCGCAGCUGCAAGAGACCCAGGCCAGGGAGGAGAGCAGUAACGGCAAAGUGCUGCAGCUCACCUCGGAGAUGGCGCGCAUCUCGGCGGGCAAGCCGUCGCAGAAGGAGUUUGCCGCGCUGCAAAAGGCGCACGACGAGCUCAAGAAGAAGCAAGACGUCGAAGCGGGCGGCAGCAGCAACACCGCGAUGAAGGAUCUGCUCGAGGCGCGCGAGCUCGCGACCAAGCGUGCGGACGAGAUCGCAGCGCUGCAGGAGAAGGUGGCCGCGCUCGAAGCGUCCACCGCUGAUCGUGCCCCAGCACAAGCACAAGGCGAGGGAGAGCUGCAGAAGAAGCUCGACCAGGCACUCCGCGAGAAGGCCGAGUUGGAGAGCAAGGCGGCCGAGCUCAAGGCGUCGAGUGCCGCCACUUCGAACGGUGAAGAGCUGCAGGCAAAGCUCGACCAGGCGCUGCGCGAGAAGGCCGAGUUGGAAGGCAAAGCAGCCGAGCUCGAGGCAGCCACGGCACAAAUCGCCCAACUGAAGACGCAGGCCGAGGCAAAGCUUGCGCUCGAGAAGAAGAUCUCCGACCUCGAAGCGUCGCACACUGCUGCGGAAGGCCAGACCAAGCAGCUCGAGGAGCUUUCGCAGAAGCACGCAGCGCUCGAGACGCAGCUUGCAGCGCUCGACAAGGUGGCUCAAGAAAAGGCCGAGCUCGAGAAGAAGCUCAAGACGCUCGACGCUGCCGAUGCCAAGGCGAACGAUCUCGAAAAGAAGCUCGCCGACCUAGGCAAAGUCGAGAAGGAGAAGGCGGAGCUGGAGAAGAAAGUGCAGACGCUCGGUGCGGUGGAGAAGCAGAAGAAGGAGCUCGAGGCCAAAGUCAAGCAGCUGGAAAAGUCGACCAAGGACAACAAGCAGCUCGAGGCCAAGGCGAAGCAACUUGACCAGCUCACGAAGGAGAAGAAGGAGCUCGAGGCCAAAGUCAAGACGUUCGACCAGCUUACAAAGGAGAAGAAGGAGCUCGAAUCCAAAGCCGCGCAAGUCGACAAGCUCACGAAAGAGAAGACGGAGCUCGAAGCCAAGCUCAAGUCGCUCGAGGGCGCGUCCAAGAGCGAGGGAGGUGCGGAGCUCGAAACGCUGCGCACCGAGAAGGACGAGAUCGCAAAGGAGAACGAAGACCUCCUCGUCCUCCUCGAGGAACUCACCCAAAAGCGCAAGAAGGACAAGGCCAGACUCAAGGAAAAGGGCGAAGAGGUCAGCGAGGACGAAGACGAAGACGACGAUGACGACGAGUAG